UUAUUUCGUAACGAAGCAGUUUUGCAUUUUCAGCAAUACUCUGUGAAUAGUCGCAGCACCUAAUGUUAAAAUUUACGAAGUAAUGUUCGAGAAUGUUUUAUAAUAUGUUAUAUGGUUGAGGCAUAUGAAAUGAGUUGAAAAAUAUAUCUGUUUUCCAGUGUAAAUUGAUUGUGAAAAUAAACAUUGCCGAAUUUGUCGAUACAAAAAAUUGAUAAUCAUUUGUGUUCAAGUGCCGCAGGAUUUUCAAUCAGUUACACUUAGUAAAUAAUCGCGACUUAGCAAGGACCUUCAUCAUAAUCAAACAUGCAGCGCUGGUGGUUCCUAGAGGAGAAGGAUAGUGCUGCAAAUAGUACAACAUCUCUAUCUUCGAGUGCUAAAAAGAACAAGCCCUUGAAUGUAGCAGGAGAUCGAAAGUACAAGUUUCGUGUCCUGGUAAACUAUGAGUUGCUGAAGGAUGAAACGAUUGCUGUUACUGGAGACUGUGAUGCACUAGGCAAUUGGGAUUCAGAGCAUUGCAUUCAAAUGCAACCGGAAAAAGACAACACAAACGUUUGGUGCUUAGAAAUUGCUUUACCUCAUAACAUUGCUGUUAGCUACAGGUAUUUGAUAUGCUCAAUAGACCCCAUCAGUGAGAAUGUGCACGUGCGUCGUUUUGAAACUCAUAUUACUCCACGCAAGAUUCCAAGCGAUAGCGCUUCGAGUACAGCGGAACAGGAAGCGAAAAUAGACACACUCGGCGAUAUCGAAGGAUCGGUUAAACUGGACAAAGGAUGGUUAACAACUGAAACAAUAAUACAAUUCAAGUUUUUCAACAAUCCUUUUUCGGUGAAGGAACGUAUCAAGAAUCGGUUGCUUCAUGUAAAGAUAACCCCAAUGAACUUGCGCAUUAACGCAGAGUCUCAGCAUUUAACGAGUGUACUGGAGGAAUCAUUGUCUAAUGAUACGCGAGAAAACGGUACCGAACACCAGGCCUAUGCUUUCACCGAAAUAGUGUCUUUUCGGAAUCCCAACCCGCUUUUCGAGCAGCAAAGCCAGUUUGGAUGUCCGUACCAUACUGAUGAUUUCAUCAUUUUCAACGUGACGGUUGCUGAACCUGAGAAUGUUGCUUAUCUUGUGGACCUCUACGCCUACAGUUCUAGAUCGAAACAGGAUGAUCCACCGUAUCAUCUAGGCUAUCAUUAUAUUUUACCCAACUUUCUUAAGAAUUCUGAAGGAAUAUUGGAGCUUCCAGUGACUUGCGCCACCAAACAUCGACCGCUAGGCAUGAUGCGUAUUGAAUACCUAAAGGUUACACCAUUGCUAUCCUCCAAAUGCAAUCUGGAACGAUCCUACAUCCGCUACUGGAACAAAAGAUGGACUGGACUGGACGUAGGUCAUCGCGGUUCCGGAACGAGUUUUAAAACAAGCGAAGGUAGUGUAAUCCGUGAAAAUACGAUCGCCUCGUUGAAAAAGGCUGUAGCUCACGGAGCUGAUAUGGUUGAAUUUGAUGUUCAACUUAGCAAAGAUUUAGUACCUGUUAUUUAUCACGACUUUGAUAUUUAUGUCUCCCUCAAACGCAAAACAACUAUUGAGACGAACGAUAUGUUGGAACUACCAAUGCGUGAAUUGACCCUAGAGCAGCUCAAAAAUCUAAAGGUCUACCAUGUCGUAGAAGGUAGAAAUCGGGAAGCAAAGUUCUUUGAUGAAGAUCUAGAAGAGCAUCAACCCUUUCCGCAGCUAGCCGAUGCGCUGGAGUUAAUUGAUCCACACUGUGGAUUCAAUAUCGAGAUAAAGUGGUCUCAAAAGCUAAAAGACGGCAGGAUGGAGUCCGAUUUGCACUUUGAUUCCAAUUUAUACGUUGAUUGUAUUUUAAAAGUCGUUCUAGAAAAGGCUGGUACUCGUCGUAUCGUAUUCUCUUGUUUCGAUGCGGAUAUCUGCACAUUGCUUCGCCUAAAACAAAAUCUGUACCCGGUAAUGUUCCUAACUCUCGGUGUAACUAGUCGCUAUCCCAGUUACCACGAUCCACGGUGUAAUUCGAUUGAAAUGGCUGUGCGCAACGCGUACGCAACCGAACUAUUAGGCAUCGUGGCCCACACAGAAGAUUUAUUGCGAGAUCACUCUCAGGUCAAUUUGGCAACAGAAAAAGGGUUAAUUAUUUUCUGCUGGGGCGAUGACAAUAAUUGUAAAGAUACGAUUAAACACUUGAAAAACCUUGGAAUUCAUGCCAUUAUCUAUGACAAAAUGGACAUUUACUCAGAUAAGGCCAUUAAGGAAAGUGUAUUUUUAGUGGGCGCACGCGAGUCACAUGCAGCAAUCUUACAGCAGAUUGAAAUAGAACAGCGCCAUGAACAAACUACGCAUCAAGAGUCCAUCGAUCAAAACAAAGUUAUCGCGAAAGUCAACAUAACGGAUAUUGCUCCUGUAACAUUACGUCCAACGAAUUCUGUGUAAGCUCUAAGCAACGAUUUAACACCAGAAAUCAGAGAUUGAAGACAAUACAAAUUGCUGCUGCAAUAAAAACAAAAUUGAAUGUCAUGGAGGCGUUUGGUAUGUAAGGUAGAUAAUUUCAUUUUUUUAAUCUGAUUGCCUUCUUAAAAUUCUAUUGCUCUGAGAAUUUAUAACUGGUUUCAAGAAUUUAGUUUAUAUUACCUUAUUAUUAUUAUUGCUCAAGAAUGAUAAUAGAAACGGGUUGAUGAAAAUUUGUUAUAUUAAAGUUAUUUUCUAAUAUACUAUUAAUUGCCACUGCAGUUACCUAGUAGAAACUUAGAAUAAAUCUUCCGAAUAUAAAAAGCAUCAUAUCCAAUAUUCACUGUAUUUUGACUUAACACACUUAAAAGAGGCAUAUUUUGAUAUGAGAUUAUUUUUAACUAAUUUUUUUCUGCUAGAAAAUGUUC
Molecule: messenger RNA, 2873 nt
Organism: Sabethes cyaneus
Lineage: Eukaryota; Metazoa; Arthropoda; Insecta; Diptera; Culicidae
Product: glycerophosphocholine phosphodiesterase GPCPD1
Exons: 7
Coding region: 304-2430 (708 amino acids)
Biological process (GO): glycerophospholipid catabolic process
Molecular function (GO): glycerophosphocholine phosphodiesterase activity; starch binding
Source: RefSeq, a predicted model, not a curated record